AUUUUAGAUUGGUAGGUUAAGCGCGGAAUGUGUAUUCUAAAUAUUUUUAGAGUACUCUUAUUUACGUAGAUCACGUAUUCUAAACAUUGUAGAUUCAAUGAAAAAAGUAGAUUUUGUUUUCUACUUCGUAGAAUGUCAUUUCUACUUUAUUUAAAACAUAAUUUGAAAUUUAUGAUUUAAAUAUUUUUAGAUUUGAAAAAAAUACCACUAAAUUCAUAUUGGUAUUUUAUCACAAGUUACUAUUUUUCCAAUUUUUUUUUGGUUUGUAAAAUUAUUUAUUAAAUUUAUUUUCAAAAAUAUUAAAGGAAGUUAUGGACAAAAAUGACACAAAAUAGAUAUUAAUCUAAAGGAACAUUGUUAUCAUUUUUUUGCUCUAAAAAAACAAUUUUCUCUUCUUUGGAUUUCUUCCUCAUCAAUUCGUAUAUGUGGAUUUUGGUGAUGUUGUAAUUUUCUUUUGUUCUAGUUUAUCCCAAUUUAAAAAUAGAAACAGUUUUCAUCAUGCUGACAAAGAAAUAGCCUAACAGUUUUAAGAAAAAAUAACAAAAUUAAUUUUAGCGUUUUUAAGAAACCAAAACGCUAACACCAACUGAAAUUAUGUUCACAACACAGAAAUAUUUUUUUUUACCUGUUCCACGAAUUCUAUAUUAACUACUACAGUUUGCUAUUUUUGUUUCCUUUCUAAAAUAGAAAAGCAAAUCGGUGGUUUAUGUUGGCCUUUCUUUCAUUAAAGGCUUUGUCGCCACAACAUUAUCUAUUAAGCAAGCUAUUAGGGCAUUCCCAAGGUUUUUCACCACCAUGACCCGAAGAACAAUGGGGAAGCCUUAUGGCUGCUUCCUUCUCCUCUUCUUAUUUAUCAUUUUCGUCAUUGUACAUUCUGCAGCCGGUCUCACUAAUGAGGAAACUUCGUUUCUCACCAAACGUCAACUUUUGGCUUUGUCAGAAAAUGAAGACCUUUCUGAUGACAUGGAAUAUGAAGUCGAUUUAAACCUCAAGUUUGCUAAUACCCGACUUAAAAGGGCUUAUAUUGCCCUUCAAGCUUGGAAAAAAGCAAUAUACUCUGAUCCCUUUAACACCUCGGCUAACUGGAUCGGUCAAAACGUAUGUUCUUAUAAAGGUGUAUUCUGUGCGCCGGCGCUUGAUGACCAAAGCAUAAUGGUUGUAGCAGGAAUCGAUAUUAACCAUGCAGAUAUAGCCGGGUAUUUACCUCCCGAGCUAGGUCUAUUAACCGAUGUCGCAUUGUUUCACGUCAAUUCUAACAGAUUUUGCGGAGUAAUUCCAAAAAGCUUGUCAAAGCUAACAUUAAUGUAUGAAUUUGACGUGAGCAAUAACCGUUUUGUUGGUUCAUUUCCGAUGGUUGCUCUUUCUUGGCCAUCUUUGAAGUUUCUUGACAUAAGAUACAACGACUUUGAAGGAAAACUUCCAGCAGAUAUCUUCAAUAAGGAUCUUGAUGCUAUUUUCUUGAACAACAAUAGAUUCGAGUCGAUCAUCCCUGAGACAAUUGGGGAAUCGACUGCUUCUGUCGUGACAUUUGCUCAUAAUAAAUUCAGCGGUUGUAUUCCAAAGACCAUCGGGCAUAUGAAGAACCUCAACGAAAUUGUAUUUAUAGGGAACAAGUUGAGUGGUUGUUUCCCAAACGAAAUCGGUUUGCUGAACAAUGUGACAGUAUUUGACGCGAGCAACAAUGAGUUUGUUGGAAGUUUGCCGUUGAGCUUGUCAAGCUUAACCAAUGUGGAACAAAUGGAUUUUUCAUUCAAUAAGCUCACCGGAUUUGUCACAGACGAUGUAUGCAAUUUGCCAAAAUUGUCUAACUUUACAUUUUCUUACAACUUUUUCAAUGGAGAGGCUCAAAGUUGUGUUCCCGGAACAAGUCAAGACAAACAGUUCGAUGAUACAAAUAAUUGCUUACAAAAUAGACCAAAACAGAAGCUUGCUAACGAAUGUUUGCCGGUGAUUACUCGUCCCGUGGAUUGUAGUAAAGACAAGUGUGCUGGUGGUGGUGGUGGAGGAGGUGGCGGAUCUAACCCAUCACCAAAGCCAACACCUAACCCACAAAAAUUGGAAGAGCCAUCUAAACCAAAACCAGAAGAAGCUCCCGAACCACAACAACCUAGUCCAAAACUUGAGACACCAAAAACAUCAGAGCCUUCUAAACCAAAGGAACCUAAGCCAGACGCACCAAAACAGCAAUCUCCUAAACCAGAAUCACCAAAACAUGAGUCACCAAAAUCAGAACAGCCGAACCCCAAACCUGAGUCACCAAAGCAAGAGUCUCCUAAGCAACAACCACCAAAAACAGAGACACCACAAAUGGGGUCACCGCCAGUAAAACCACCAGUAUCAAAUGAUCCGUACGAAGCAUCUCCUAUUAAAAAGCGACGUCCUCAACCACCGUCAACCGAAGAAAUACCAUCAUCACAGUCUCCACCACCUCAUGUAUUUUCACCUCCUCCUCCAGUACAUUCUCCUCCACCACCUCCUGCAUACUCUCCCCCACCACCAGUUUAUCCGCCACCACCUCCAGUGUACUCUCCUCCUCCACCAGUAUACUCUCCCCCACCGCCAGUUCACUCUCCGCCACCGCCUGUCCAUUCUCCGCCACCACCACCACCGGUCCACUCUCCGCCGCCACCAGUCCAUUCACCACCACCGCCAGUCCACUCUCCUCCACCACCAGUCCACUCUCCGCCGCCACCACCAAUUUUCUCUCCACCACCACCUACACCAAUCUACUCUCCACCACCACCACCAGUUCAUUCACCGCCUCCACCAGUCCAUUCUCCACCACCACCACCAGUCCACUCGCCACCGCCUCCAGUUAACUCUCCACCCCCUCCGGUUCACUCCCCACCGCCUCCAGUGCAUUCUCCUCCGCCUCCAGUCCACAGCCCUCCACCGCCAUCACCUGUCUAUUCUCCUCCUCCCCCAGUUUUCUCACCGCCACCAAAACCUACAACAAUUAUAUCACCGGCAACAUCUCCAAUGGCAAAUGCUCCAACACCUUCAUCGGAGACAGACGAAGACUCAUCACCAGUUCAGGCCCCAACCUCAGAAUCUGAGACCGUCGAGGGACCAACAGAAUCAGAUCAAUCACCAGUGUUCAGUUCAAGUCCUACUUUGACUCCAACUCCACUUUCUCAGCCAGAUAUAGCUCCAUUACCGUCUGGUGAACAAGUCGAAGCACCAUCACCAUCAACACAACCACCAGUUACAACUGCACCACCAUCAAAAAAAGAUGAUGACAACGAUAGUUUCAUUCUCCCACCAAACAUUGGAUUUCAAUAUGCGUCACCACCACCACCAAUGUUCCCCGGUUACUAAACCAACCAACCAUUUUUAAUAUUAUUUUGUAUCAAAUUUGUUUCAAAAUAUACAUUCACAAAUUUGUUCACCGUAAUAUGUAAGUAGAUGAUUUUUAUAAGUAACAUUUCCAAAAUGAACUGUAAACAUUUAUGUAACUUUAUGUCUAGCGUAAAUUCAUCACA
Brassica rapa (field mustard) is the source of this 3482-nucleotide messenger RNA. Its product is annotated as pollen-specific leucine-rich repeat extensin-like protein 1. The record is from RefSeq and is a predicted model, not a curated record. NCBI's taxonomy places the organism in Eukaryota, Viridiplantae, Streptophyta, Magnoliopsida, Brassicales, Brassicaceae.